GCACUCAGGUCCAACGCCCGGGCCGGACGGCACUCGACCUGCGACCCCUCCAUUCGCUAGGUAUUAGGGAUUAUGUAUUGUUUAAAUCAUCCCACAACCCGCUGCAUCGUGCAGGUCGCAGCUAGUUGAGUUGAUGAACCCUGGGAUCACAUCCGAAAGCGGUUCAAACCAUGUCACACUCACCAAAAUCCUAUGUGCACAAGGACAUGAUGAAGCCACUCGGUAUGCAUCGACUCACAGGUCACAUUGGACGCUUGUGAUGGCAUGACAACCACUCCUCUCCCACGAAGAUCCUUCAAACGUCACGGGCCCUACCAGAUUAAUGAGGUCCUCUUCACAUAGUGUCACGUGGUUUCGAUCCUACCGUAGUGCGAAAGCAAAACAGUUCGUCCCACUUAGAACUGAUAAACACGGAGAUAGCCGUCACUGUGUAGACAACGAGUCAAACCCACCACUACCUUCCCCAACUCAAGUCCGUGGAAAUGGCACGGACAUUGAGAUGGCGAGCUUGGUCCCCAAAGCUGCCGAACCGGAACGUGAAGACUCUGAAGAGCUUUCCGGUGCUCUAGGCAAGACUGUCGAUGUACUGGUGAAGCUCAUACAGAGGAGCAAGCGUGUCUACCUCUGCAGGGUCGAUAAAUCGCGUGACAAGCGAUGUGACACACCGCAACUAAAAAUCACAGGCAUAGCAGAUUUCCGGGGUCUCAACGGCGUUUGGGCACUAAGGAACUGCCGAGUCUCCAUGAUUUCUUCAUUGAGUAAGAUUUUGGCUGAGGGCCGGCACCAGUAGGACAACAUGUCCAAGCGUCACGGGAAUAGUAAUAGAGAAUAUUGCCAGAACUGCGGGUAAGAACACUUUCGCGGUUUAUGAAAUCGAUGCCAUAUAGUCCAUUGCCCGAAUAUUUGAUCGUGGCCAGAUUUUCGUGCCGUUUGGCAGAUAA
Molecule: messenger RNA, 941 nt
Organism: Xylaria bambusicola
Lineage: Eukaryota; Fungi; Ascomycota; Sordariomycetes; Xylariales; Xylariaceae
Exons: 2
Coding region: 323-790 (155 amino acids)
Source: RefSeq, a predicted model, not a curated record